GUCAUGCCCCUGGUGGCACCCAUCAUGAAGGUGCAGGCGUGUCGUCAGUACGGGGCCAACAUCCUCGUGCGUGGCAGCGACAUCGGCGAGUGUCGCACCAUCGCCCUCAAGAUGGCGCGCCAGCAAGGGCUGGUCUACAUCAAUGGGUAUGACCAUCCGCACAUACUGGCGGGUCAGGGCACCAUGGGGCUGGAGAUCGUGGAGCAGGUGCCCAAUAUUGACGCGGUGGUGGUGCCCGUGGGGGGAGGAGGGCUUAUCGCGGGGGUUGCCUUAGCAGUAAAAGCGCUCUACCCGCACGUACAAGUUAUCGGCGUGGAGAGCGAGAACUGCGCCUCCUUCAGCGCCGCCCUCAGGACCGGAGCGCCGGUCUACACCAAACCGGAGUCCACCCUCGCGGACGGUCUAGCGGUGCCCAUGGUGGGGGUGAACGCCUUCGCUACGGCCGCCCCUCUCGUGGAUAAGGUGGUGACUGUGAGGGAGGAGUGGAUCGCUAUCGCAAUAUUGCGGCUGGUGGAGCAAGAAAAAGCUGUGGUGGAAGGAGCUGGAGCUACGGCACUCGCCGCCAUCUUGGCUGGUGAACUUCCAGAGCUCAAAGGCAAAAGGGUAGUAAUACCUUUGUGUGGUGGCAACAUCGACACUACGGUGCUGGGGCGCUGUCUGGAGCGUGGCCUGGCGGCGGAUGGAAGGCUGGUCAAAUUCACGGUUACCGUCAGCGAUAGACCCGGAGGCAUCGCUGAACUGACCCGCCUCAUGGCCAGCCUCGGCGUAUCCAUCAAAGACAUGACGCACGAGCGAGCCUGGAUCAGGAGCGACAUAUUCUCUGUCGAGGUGAAGGUGAUGUGCGAGACACGUGACCACGAGCAUUACCUGCAGCUGCAGGCGGAGCUCGAGAAGCGAUACAAGAUCAUCCGCUUUGCCGUCCCUGACAUCGUCCACGCCGAGAGUGAUCUCUGAUCCAGCGAGAUACUGUCUCUGAUCUCUAAUCCAGCGAUCUACUAUCUCUGAUCUCUGAUCCAGCGAGAUACUGUCUCUGAUCUCUAAUCCAGCGAUCUACUAUCUCUGAUCUCUGAUCCAGCGAGAUACUGUCUCUGAUCUCUCGAUCUGCUGGAGUAUCUGAUUAAUCGAUCUGAUGGGGUCACUGAUCCCUCAAUCUGCUUAGGUCUCUGAUUCCUCGAUCUUUUGAGAUUUUUGAUCUCUCGAUCUGCUGAGAUUUUCGAUCCCUCGAUAUGCUGAGAUUUUCGAUCCCUCGAUCUGCUGAAGUCUCUGAUCUCUCGAUCUGCUGAGAUCUUUUAUCCCUUGACAAUCUUAUAUCGUGCCAGUUCAAUUAUUUGCUAUGUAAUCCCCUUGCACAAUUAUGCGCAGUUAUUCCUCGGGAAAAAUUCUCGAUUGGCGUGUAUACGUUAAUUAAAUAAAUUCGCUGUAUAAUGCACGCUAAAGGCAUUGCAUCAUAUACAUAAAAUGCACUGUAUCAUACGCGUUAAAUGAACUGUAUCAUUUAGAUGUACAAAUUGUAUUCGAUAUGAAUAAUUAGGUAAUAGCUCUAAAUGGGGUGUGUAGGUAAGUUGCAAUUAAAAUGUUUGGUCAUUUACUGUCUACGUUGCAUGUGAUAUUUGGCCCAUUUUGAAAUUAUCAUGAUUAAUACGUAUGAAUUCACUAUUCAGUAGUAUGUGAAUAUUAUUUCAUAUUACUUUAUAUUACUCAAUAGCUUACCUAGACAUUAACCAUAAUUAAUGACUGUAUAAUCACCACACAGUACCAUCACAACUCCCCUAACAAGAGUUACUGUAAUUGCUUAAUUAUAAUAUGAAAAUUUCUGAGAGGGAAAAUAUUUUCUUCUUUGAUGACGCUAUGUCUAUGGACAAAAUGAAGGAUGUUUAAUUAAAAUGAGUAAUUUGAAACAAAAUAAGGAAUUUAGAAAUUAAAAACAUCUAUGUAUUGUUUCUGUGUUGUAUCAAUUAGAUAUACAAUAUGUAUAUACAAAAUGAAAUAAAGAGAUUAGAUAAACUUCAUGCAUUCACCUACGCCGAUGGAGCAUAGAAUUAAUAAAUAAUACAAUAAC
Hyalella azteca is the source of this 2059-nucleotide messenger RNA. Its product is annotated as L-threonine ammonia-lyase. Gene Ontology annotation, molecular function: threonine deaminase activity; L-serine ammonia-lyase activity. The record is from RefSeq and is a predicted model, not a curated record. Gene Ontology annotation, biological process: L-serine catabolic process; L-threonine catabolic process. NCBI's taxonomy places the organism in Eukaryota, Metazoa, Arthropoda, Malacostraca, Amphipoda, Hyalellidae.